Arctia plantaginis is the source of this 315-nucleotide messenger RNA. The record is from the annotation of a GenBank genome assembly. NCBI's taxonomy places the organism in Eukaryota, Metazoa, Arthropoda, Insecta, Lepidoptera, Erebidae.
AUGUCCUCCACUCUUAUAUUUGUGGGUCUGCCCGAGGAUUCGAAGAGCUCUAUCACUAGUGGCCAUUCUGGUAACACUCAGAACGUAUCUAGCAGUUUGGGAUGUUGCAGUACCGUUGAGGAAGAAACCGCCAACACGUUUCCUGAAACAGAAUCUAUCAACAAGUUCGUUUUGGAGCGCAGGAAUUUGAUCACUACCAGCGCAGACAUUGUCCGUUCUAAAAUUCUCCUGAUCUACCUGCUAUACCUAGCAUUGGCUCCAGGCAUUCCAUCAAAGAUCAAUCUUACAGGCACUAAACUUAACGCAAUCAAUUAG